Molecule: messenger RNA, 957 nt
Organism: Pseudoliparis swirei
Lineage: Eukaryota; Metazoa; Chordata; Actinopteri; Perciformes; Liparidae
Gene: vax1
Product: ventral anterior homeobox 1
Exons: 3
Coding region: 1-957 (318 amino acids)
Biological process (GO): regulation of DNA-templated transcription; brain development; neuron differentiation
Molecular function (GO): DNA-binding transcription factor activity, RNA polymerase II-specific; DNA binding
Source: RefSeq, a predicted model, not a curated record
AUGGAGGUCAGGUACAACCAAGAGACGGAAGGGAUGGGGCUGAGGAAUGGACUAAAGAAGGGAAAAGAUGACAAGGACUCCCAGGGUAGCUUGUCCAAAAGCUUCCUCAAGGAGCAGCCGGACUCCUUCUCACCCUCUGGGACCGCGGACAACUGCGAGAAGAGCAGGGGGAGCACGGCGGACCCAGACUACUGUCGGAGGAUACUAGUCCGAGAUGCUAAAGGCUCCAUCCGAGAGAUUAUCCUGCCGAAGGGCUUGGAUUUGGACCGGCCUAAGAGAACCCGGACCUCUUUCACCGCAGAGCAGCUCUACCGGUUAGAGAUGGAGUUUCAGAGGUGCCAGUAUGUCGUUGGGAGGGAGCGGACAGAACUGGCCCGUCAGCUCAAUCUAUCUGAAACUCAGGUGAAGGUCUGGUUCCAGAACCGGCGCACUAAGCAGAAGAAGGACCAGGGGAAGGACUCUGAGCUGCGUUCAGUGGUUUCAGAAACAGCGGCGACCUGCAGCGUCCUCAGACUACUGGAGCAGGGCCGGCUGCUGACGCCUCCGGGCCUGCCAGGGCUGCCGGGCCUGCCGGGCCUCCUGUCCCACUGUGGGAGUGGCCCAGUGGGCUCCACCCUGCGCCCUCCCUCCAUGGCCAUGGCCAGCAGCGGCAGCAGCAGCGGUGGCAGCACCGGCACGGCGGGGGGCAGCCCUCCGCUGCCCCCCGCCGUCGUCACCAGCUCGGGGACAGCGGCGGGCCUGCAGAGCUCGGCGGCGGCUCACGGCCUCUUCGGCUUCCCCAUGCCCUCCUUGCUCAGCGGCGUCGCCAACCGCAUCUCCUCCAACCCGCUGGCCAUGGCCGGCUCGCUGGCCGGAAACCUGCAGGAACUUUCCGCCCGCUACCUGAGCUCCUCUGCUUUUGAGCCUUACACGCGGACCAACGGCAAAGAAUCCAUGGACAAUAAAAUGGUGGAAUGA